UCAAAGCUGCUGCUUGUUUUGAGAACAGACCAGAGUCCACGGCAGGAACAGACUGUUUGCCGAAGCGACGCCGUUUUUUUGUGAAAUAUUAACUCUUUCUAGACACAGCUCUGACCUGCUCUCGUGGAAAGAGGAAAGAGUUUGAGAAGAUCCAGCUUUUAAAACUUGAAACCAGUGUCAUGGCGGUCAGCAUCAUGUCGACUUGUUGUCGAGCGUCUCUUCUGUCGCUUCACCUCUUCGCCUGCUUCCUUCAGGUCCUCGGCCAAGGAGAAGUGUUUCAUCAGGCUCGGCGGGCCCACGCCGUGUUCCUGAGGUCCAGGCGGGCCAACAUGUUCCUGCUGGAGGAGAUCCUGCCGGGGAACCUGGAGAGGGAGUGUAUCGAGGAGCGGUGCAACUUCGAGGAGGCCCGGGAGCACUUCGAGGACACCGAGAGGACAAUCUCCUUCUGGACCAGUUACUACAAUCGGGACCAGUGUGAGCCCAACCCCUGCCUCCGCGGAGGGAACUGCACCUACACGGCCGGGGGGUUCCGCUGCUCCUGCGCCGCCCCCCACUCCGGACCGCUCUGUGAAGUGGGAGGGCCCAGGGAGGAGGGGGGCGGAGAGCGGUCGCCGUCCGCCGUAUCGCAGAGAACCGCGCCCACAGAAAUCCGGGGCGCGGCCCACACGCCCGAGGCUCACGGUGCGUAUCCACGGCAACAGGUACCCGCAGCACAGAGCCCCGCUGCCGCCCCGUCCCGAUUUCACACACAGCACCCGUCCGUUGCAGGGAUGGCAGAGUGUCCGACGGAAGGUCCGCAGGCCUGUCACCAGCUGUGCACGGCGUCCGACUCCGCCUUCGCCUGCUCCUGCAUGCCGGGAUUCAAACUACAGCCCGACGAGCAGAGCUGUGUGCCGGAAGUGGAGUUCCCCUGCGGAAGACUUCCGGACGACUUCAACACGACGGCGUCCAUGUGCCGCCGCGGAAACUGUCCCUGGCAGGUAAGCUCCUCUCGGCCAAUCGCAGCGAGGCAUCGGCUCAUCCAGAUGAUAGGUGAUUGUUCACCGUCCAAUCACGAGGGCAGAUGUUCCAGACAGGUGUGCGCGCGUGCCUGCCUUGAUAGUCUGGUACACUGGAGCUCCUGCUGUGUGUUCGUUUUCCGUCUCCAGGUGUCCCUGCGGAACUACAGUGGGGUGGAGCUGUGCAGUGGCGUGGUGUUGGGUCGGCACUCCAUCCUGACCACUGCCCGCUGCCUCCUCCUGGACUCGGAAUCCAGCCACCGACACCUCAACGUCUCCACGGUGACCGGCAACAAGAUAAUUGUCCCCGUCCAGGCUCAGUACAUCCACGAGCAUUUCCGUUUAGAUCACCACGACAACGACCUCGCCUUCCUCGAGCUGGCCAGACCCCUGCCCUUUGGCCCCACCCUCAUCCACCUCUGCCUGCCCACCAAGGACUUCAGCGAGAACAUCCUGAUGAAUUCUGGGAGGACGGGCGUCACUGGGAGACGGGGGGGCGGACCAAACCAGGACCCGGUCUACAUGACGCUGGACGAGUGUCGCAGCCAGCUGAACGUCUCGCAUCCGCUCAGCAACAAAAUGUUCUGCAUGAGGACGCAGAAUGGACGUGGACCGAACAGCGGCCAGAGUGGAAGGCAGAACAUUCAGACUGGAGCCCAGGGGACGCCAAAUGGAACAGAAAAUCAGAACGGCAGCAGCAGCUCCAGGAGAGAAAACCAGAAGCCCUCGGUAUCGAAAGGUGGUUCCAGGUCUCAGGUCGGCGGCAGGCCACGUGGCGGUCUGUUGCCGGGGACGCCCGUCGCCACCACGGAGCAGGGGACGGCGUUUCUGACCGGGCUGCUGAUCUCGUCGUCCGCAGGCUUGGAUGACAGCGGCAGCGGGAGCCUCGUGUUCACCAAACUGUCCCGCUACUUGAGAUGGAUCAGACCGAGAAUAGAGGGGGCCGAGGUUCGCAUGACUCCCCAAGUCAGCCAGUAUCCUGAGACUCGUUGACAACCCGCCGACCGGCGCCACCUUUAAGACUCUUUAGAAAAGGAACCCACAGGCUCAAACCACCAAAAUCUCUUUAAUGGACCAGACUGGUGUUUUAGACCUUUCACUACAAAUCUUGUUCACUUCUCAUUGGUCAGAUUUAGGACGCUCUGACGCGGGAGUCUUGGUUUCAGUCCUGGUUACUCUGGUGACACCUGCGGCAGCAAACCAGGUUCAAGAUUUCACAGCUCGUUCACUGACCAAAACUACAACUACCAGCUAAACGGCUGAUUUCUAGACGUAUUUUUAAAGAACAAUCGUGGUCAGCGACAAAUACAUUGUGUUUCCUGUGGCUGCUGCACAAUAAAAGCUCCUGUCUUUGGUCAGUUGAAGUGUUUUUAUCCGUCAAAUCGGUCUUUAUCUGAACAGCACCUUUGGUCCAGGUUAGUGCAAUUCAAACGAGAUAGUUCAAAAGUAAAUAGUAGAACAAUAUGAGACCAUGCACCUGUGAAAUGAUGAAUAAUUCAUGAGUAAUUAUAAAAGCGACAGAUUCAAAAACAAACAUUUAAAAUAAUGUAAAAUGAAAACUGACAGAUGAUAAAGAUUCAAAUCUAGGUGGAAACAGGAAACCAAUGUGAAACCUGUGUAGUGUGAAGCAGCGGCAGCAGGAACUUUCACUCACUGCAGCUCUGACAUCUGACAUCGUUUCCUGUCGUCUGAACCCGGCGCGGGAAUAACAGUGAAAACUCUUCCAUGGAGAGAACAUCACCGAAUGUUACUACAUGAAUGCUCUGGCACAAAAAAGACCGCAAAUAGUAUCAAAAACAGGGUUGGAACUUUUAAUCUCAGGUGUUGGAAGGUUCUUAAAGAGAGAUUUAACUCCUCGUUUAGCUGGACAACUGGUCCUCAAC
Messenger RNA from Xiphias gladius (swordfish), 2881 nucleotides. Its product is annotated as venom prothrombin activator notecarin-D1-like. Lineage: Eukaryota; Metazoa; Chordata; Actinopteri; Istiophoriformes; Xiphiidae. The coding region runs from base 180 to 1991 and encodes 603 amino acids. The record is from RefSeq and is a predicted model, not a curated record. The transcript is spliced from 8 exons. Gene Ontology annotation, cellular component: extracellular region. Gene Ontology annotation, biological process: proteolysis. Gene Ontology annotation, molecular function: serine-type endopeptidase activity; calcium ion binding.